Maniola jurtina (meadow brown) is the source of this 614-nucleotide messenger RNA. RefSeq lists its product as uncharacterized. NCBI's taxonomy places the organism in Eukaryota, Metazoa, Arthropoda, Insecta, Lepidoptera, Nymphalidae. The coding region runs from base 109 to 579 and encodes 156 amino acids. The record is from RefSeq and is a predicted model, not a curated record. The transcript has 4 exons.
GUAUAAACUCGACCGCGAUCUUAGUCCUAACAGUACCCGUGCAGUGGCGGAACAUAGCACACAAAUCAACUAAUUUAAUAUCUUCACGUAUACUACACUAAUUGCAGAAUGUUUUCACUGAAGAAGUAUAUCAUGUAUUUUUUGAUGGUCUCCAUUGCUGUUGCCGGGAAAUAUAAGAAGGUGAAACCGAAGAAGUUAGUAUCAUCUACUGCUAAGGGUAUCCAGUGCUAUAACUGUUUAUCAUUUGAUCAUCCCGGUUGUUGGGACCCGGACCACCCGGACUACGCUAAUAAGACGGUUCCAAACAUUGAUUGCUACAUUCCUGGAAUGGCGUUCCUCUGCAUUAUAAUUACUGCCGAGUCUGCUAAACUUGUGGAGACCGGCCAAGAAAUAGGUCCAGUACGCGCCCGCACAUGCGUGCCUGCAAAAGACUUUUCCAAGAAAACCGUAUCGUAUUCCAUGUGCAGUAAACUGAGCAAAGAAUUAUCUGCCUCGGAAAUUUUCUCGCGCAUUGCUGUAAGCCGACCACAGUGCACCCUGUGUAAGAAACAUUUAUGUACAGACGCGUCAUACUGCUAAGAUUUAAAUAAAAGCAGUUUAAGUAUUCGUAAAAC